Messenger RNA from Populus trichocarpa (black cottonwood), 1013 nucleotides. Its product is annotated as protein IQ-DOMAIN 19. The record is from RefSeq and is a predicted model, not a curated record. NCBI's taxonomy places the organism in Eukaryota, Viridiplantae, Streptophyta, Magnoliopsida, Malpighiales, Salicaceae. The transcript has 2 exons. Bases 347 to 994 code for a protein of 215 amino acids. Gene Ontology annotation, molecular function: protein binding.
ACAGGUGCGAAGGCCUCAUCAAAGGAGAAGAAUCUUUACCAUCAACCUUUAGGAGCGUGGCAAAUGGCUUGAUCACAAAACCUUCUGCAGGCCUCAAUUAGCCUAUCGACUAUGACACAAGUCGGCUUGACCGGGGUUAGGAAGAAGAAGAUGUAUACUUCUAUACAACAUGCAUGCAUGAGUCAGCAAAGAUCAUCUUCCUUAUGAUUGGGUAUAAAUAAGAUGGCCUCCGUCUUCGUGCUCAAGUAAUUGGAAAUACAGACAGGUUCAGUAGUUGCUCAUCAUUUUCUCCUUUCAGUGUUAAAUAUGGUUUGAAGUAGGAUCUUCGAUGGGGUGAUGCAGAACAAUGGGAAAGGCAAGCAGGUGGAUGAUAAACUUCUUGCUAGGAAAAAAGGAGGAGAAAACAAAGAAGAACGACAUCUCCUUCCAUGCAGAGAAGGAGACAACACCAACUGCAACUCCAGCUUAUAAGAGGAGAUGGAGCUUUGGCAAAUCUGCAAAGAAAGAGAGAGUUUACAGGGGUCGUAGAUCUCUUGACUCGAUCAUCACCACCCCAUAUUUAGCACAUAGAUCAUCAUUUGCUUUGCCAACCGCUGAAGCUAUUAAAAAAGUUGUCGCACAAACACAUGCGGCAGAUAGAAUAAGAAAGGCAGUGGAAGAUGCAGCUGCCACCAGGAUUCAAGCUGUCUUUCGUUCUUAUCUGGCCAGGAAAGCUUUGUGUGCGUUGAGGGGAUUAGUCAAGUUACAAGCAUUAGUAAGGGGUCACCAGGUGAGGAAACAAACAACUGCAACUCUUCGACGAAUGCAUACACUCAUGACAAUACAAGCAAGAGCUUGUUGUCAUAGAGUUCAGAUGGCCGGAGAAUCACAACAACUUGCCAUGAAAAGAAAAUCAUCAAGACACAGAGUAAGUAGUCCCACUUUUGUCUGCAGUACCUUCCAAAUCACAGUAUCUUCUAGGAUGAACUAUAGGAUGCAGCUAAUUUGGAAAUGAGAUAAUGUCCAUCACCCCA